Molecule: messenger RNA, 1409 nt
Organism: Cornus florida
Lineage: Eukaryota; Viridiplantae; Streptophyta; Magnoliopsida; Cornales; Cornaceae
Product: L-idonate 5-dehydrogenase-like
Exons: 6
Coding region: 16-1173 (385 amino acids)
Molecular function (GO): zinc ion binding; oxidoreductase activity, acting on the CH-OH group of donors, NAD or NADP as acceptor
Source: RefSeq, a predicted model, not a curated record
CACGCGCUGAGAGAGAUGAUUGGCUCCAUUUUGGGAAAUUUAACACACACACACACACGCACAGAGCACACAGAGAGGGAGAGAAUGUCACAGAGUAAUGGGGAAGGCAUGGAUGCAGGAGAAAAGGAGAACAUGGCAGUUUGGCUACUUGGUGUCAAGACACUUAGUAUUCAACCUUUCAAUCUCCCUCCUCUUGGCCCCCAUGAUGUCAAAGUCAGGAUGAAGGCUGUUGGCAUAUGUGGAAGUGAUGUUCAUCACUUCAAGAAUAUGAGAUGUGCAAACUUCAUUGUCAAAAAGCCAAUGGUGAUCGGCCACGAAAGUGCCGGUGUCAUUGAAGAAGUUGGAAGUGAGGUGAAGUCUCUGGUUGUGGGCGACCAUGUCGCGUUGGAGCCUGGCAUUAGCUGCAGGAGGUGCCAUCUUUGCAAGAAUGGCCGCUACAAUCUGUGCCCGGAAGUGAAGUUCUUUGGCUCUCCUCCAACAAAUGGUGUUCUUGCUAAUCAAGUGGUGCAUCCAGAAAAUCUUUGUUUUAAACUACCAGACAAUGUGAGCUUGGAGGAAGGGGCAAUGUGUGAGCCCCUCAGCGUUGGCGUUCAUGCUUGUCGCCGUGCUAAUAUCAAUCCAGAGACAAAAGUACUAAUCAUGGGAGCAGGACCUAUAGGCCUUGUCACCAUGCUGGCAGCUCGUGCUUUCGGGGCUCCCAGAAUUGUCAUUGUUGACAUAGAUGAUCGUCGUUUGUCAUUUGCAAAAGAUCUUGGUGCAGAUGAGAUCAUUCAAGUUUCAGCAAACAUCAAGGAUGUAGCCGAUGAAGUAGUAAAGAUUCGUAACGCCAUGGGUAGCAGUAUUGAUGUAAGCUUUGAUUGUGUUGGUUUUGACAAAACCAUGUCAACUACUUUGAAUGCCACCAGAGGUGGUGGCAAAGUGUGUCUUGUGGGAUUAGGCCAGAGUGAGAUGACUGUUCCUCUUUGUCCAACAGCCGCAAGGGAAAUCGAUAUAAUUGGCAUAUUUCGAUAUAGGAACACAUGGCCUCUCUGCAUCGAGUUUCUGAGGACCGGUAAGAUUGACGUGAAGCCCCUCAUAACCCACAGGUUCAGGUUUACCCAGGAGGAUGUUGAAGAAGCCUUUGAAACCAGUGCUCAGGGUGGUAAUGCCAUUAAGGUCAUGUUCAAUCUGUAGUAGAUGUAGCUUCAAUAAUGUUGCAUAUGCUGGGGGCUGUUAAUGCCAAUAAGGUCAUGUAAAUAGUCUGGGAAACUCUCUGCAUUUUGGGAUCAGCAAAUAUAUAAAACUAAAUGAAUAAAAGAUGAUAAUAAUGUCUAUGCAAAGAAACUCAGCUGAUCUAAAUGUCUAAUUGGAUCAUGGACAUAUGUAUUUCUGGAAACUUAAAGAAAAAUGACAUGAAUUCGUUAUUGGAA